This is a messenger RNA of Ramularia collo-cygni, 1863 nucleotides long. RefSeq names its product related to TOB3 (member of AAA-ATPase family). Gene Ontology annotation, molecular function: ATP hydrolysis activity; ATP binding. The transcript has 3 exons. The coding region runs from base 1 to 1863 and encodes 620 amino acids. NCBI's taxonomy places the organism in Eukaryota, Fungi, Ascomycota, Dothideomycetes, Mycosphaerellales, Mycosphaerellaceae. The record is from RefSeq and is a predicted model, not a curated record.
AUGGGUGAACCGGCCAAGGAAGAAACCGGAUCCAAGAGCGAACUCAAGAUCUGGAGAGAACGAUAUACAUCCAAGGGCGGCGCCGAAACAGUGGAAGUUUCUUCUCUCGAUCUAUACAAUGGCCUUCACGAGUUCGACGACCCUUUCGCCCUGGUCGUCAUCCAGGUGUUCAACGACAAACACGUAUACGAUAAGACCAAGCUCAAGAUCAAUUCCCCACACAUCUUAAAGGCCUUUAGAGAAGUGAUAGUAUCCUACCCAACGAUACCGGUCGACUUUUCCAACCCGUUCGAGAUGAUCAGCCCUUUCAAAGGACUUUACCAUCACUGGGAUUCCCUUUUCAAGUACAGGGACAAUCUUGAAGACGCCGUCGCCCGCAAGCAUCUCGAUAUCCUUUGCGAGUUUAUGGAUGUUUCGAUGGGUCCAGAAAAACGCAGAAUUCUUGCCAUGGUCGACAAGGGCCAGAUCGAUUUCGACAGCGUGUGGACCAUCUUCAAGCCGGGAGAGAUCGUCAUCACGGACGUCCAAGGUCAUCCUUGGCAGCUGAAACUCAUCAAGACUGCGUACUCUGAAUCUAAAUGCGAUGGCAAAUUCCUUGAAGUCCACCAGUCGUUCACAUUUUUUGAUGGCACAGAUGUUGUCCGAGGAGUGGAGAUAACAAAGAUCCGCGAGAAGGAUAACUUCCCUCAAGGCACUCCUGGCGACAUAGACGAUCUUGAUGUACGUCCGUGUCAAUUCGAUGGGAGCUGUGUGAGUCAAGACGAACUGGUCAAGCGCGGCAAGAAACAUCUGGAUCUAAAGGCCAAGUCAGUCCACUACUACAACGGUUUCGCGCAGUACCUGAAGCCACCUCCAUCGGACUUUUUCGACCCAGACAUGGAUGCCUUUGAACAUGUGUGGUUCCCAUACACCGAGACCGGACGAGUGAUCGUUGACCCAAAGACUUUUGCAGAGGACUUCAAAACUCAGAGAGGAGUCAAAAUUCACGAAAUCACAGAUAGCGACCUCUCGCUCUGUUCGCCUUUCGUAAUCGGUUACUCGCUGGAUCGGAAGCAAUGGUCACGCCUCUACCUACCAUAUUUGCAACAAGUUGAAUGGAGGCCAGAUCCAUACGCCUCAUUGGUCGUUCCAGAUCAGCAAAUUCAUCUGAUACAAGCCCUGGUCCACUCACACAGGUAUCCUGACAAUCCUCGUGAUGCGAUGGACCAAAAAGGGAAGGGUCUCGUAGCUCUUCUCCACGGCCCUCCAGGCUCAGGCAAAACUCUGACUGCCGAAUGCGCCGCAGAAGAAUCUCACCGAGCCUUGUUGAGCACCUCCCUCUCAGAACUCAACACAGACAACUUUGCGCCUCUGUUCGAAGCGAACCUGAAAAGCGUCCUACGACUCGCCACCUCCUGGAAAGCAAUCGUUCUAUUCGACGAAGCAGAUGUAUUUCUCGAGACCCGCGCCGCCGGACUAAGCCAACAGGACACGGAUCGCAAUGCUAUAGUCGCAGUCUUCCUCCGACACUUGGAAUACUUCUCUGGCAUUGUAUUUCUCACCACCAAUCGUGUCAAAGUGUUUGACGCAGCGAUGAAGUCCCGCGUUCAUCUCGCUCUGGGCUAUGAGCCGGCUGGAAAAGAAUCUCUCCGCCGUAUCUGGACGAAUGCUCUGAGGAAGCUUCCGGAAAGUGACAGAGAUAUUGAUGUGGAUGUUGUGUCGAAGGAACUUGUUCGACAUUCGGUUAAUGGACGGGAAGUGUCCAAUACUAUCAACACAGCGUACACUUUGGCGAGGUUUGAGGGCAAACCUUUGAAGCAAGCUCACCUCGAGACUGUUCUUGGUAUGAGGAAGCAGUUUGAGGCAACUUUGAGUGGUGAAUGA